This is a messenger RNA of Conger conger (European conger), 825 nucleotides long. It is a transcript of the gene hoxc12a, whose product is annotated as homeobox C12a. Gene Ontology annotation, biological process: regulation of DNA-templated transcription. The transcript is spliced from 2 exons. The coding region runs from base 1 to 825 and encodes 274 amino acids. Gene Ontology annotation, molecular function: DNA-binding transcription factor activity, RNA polymerase II-specific; sequence-specific double-stranded DNA binding. Lineage: Eukaryota; Metazoa; Chordata; Actinopteri; Anguilliformes; Congridae. The record is from RefSeq and is a predicted model, not a curated record.
AUGGGCGAACAUAAUCUCCUUAAUCCUGGGUUUGUGGGACCUUUGGUAAACAUCCACACGGGAGACACUUUUUACUUUCCAAAUUUUAGGGCAUCCGGCGGACAACUGGCGGGGCUACCUUCCCUCUCCUACCCGAGAAGGGACAAUGUAUGCUCCCUCCCGUGGAACGCAACGGAGCACUGCAAUGGAUACCCUCAAUCUUACUUCGGAAGCCCGGUCCCCAUUAACCCUUCUUUCAACCGUUCGUGUGAAAUUACCCGGCAGGAUGACGGUAAAUGCUACUACGGCAACGGCAGCAUCAACAGGGAUAACUGUACGGAGGGCGCCAGCCUUAAACGAGAGGACAGGGCAAGAGACGCUUCCUCCAUGUCGUCCGAGCACGGACUUCACAACGGGAUGGAAAACAGUGGUACCUUCUCUAAAUAUGACUAUGGGGCCCAGCAUCUGACCCAAGACCCGCCGUCAUGUCAGUCCCUUGAAUCCGACUCUAGCUCGUCGCUGCUCAACGAAGGUGGGAAGACCCCCGCUAGCGACCCACAGACACUGGCGUCGCCAGGAAACCACGCUGUCAGCAUGGCCGCAGGAGGUGCCCCGUGGUACCCGAUCCACACCCGGACCCGCAAGAAACGCAAACCCUACUCCAAACUCCAACUCGCCGAGCUGGAGGGCGAAUUCAUGCUCAACGAGUUCAUCACCAGACAGCGACGGAGGGAGUUGUCCGACCGCCUCAAUCUUAGUGACCAACAGGUUAAAAUCUGGUUCCAGAACCGACGAAUGAAGAAGAAAAGACUGUUGCUAAGGGAACAAGCCUUGUCCUUCUUUUAG